Molecule: messenger RNA, 554 nt
Organism: Aspergillus sclerotioniger CBS 115572
Lineage: Eukaryota; Fungi; Ascomycota; Eurotiomycetes; Eurotiales; Aspergillaceae
Exons: 1
Coding region: 52-426 (124 amino acids)
Source: RefSeq, a predicted model, not a curated record
CACUCACUGCCAUCUACGAUCCCUUGACCCUUUUUCAGCAAAUAAGAGGCCAUGUCCGGUAUAUCAGAAGCCCUAGAGACACGCAGCCGCUACCGGGCUACCCUCCGUACCAUCAGAAAGGCGAUACGCGAGCUUGAGACCGACCAGAUUGACGUGUGUCAGGCACAGGAUGCGGGCAUUCGACAGCUCCCCAUGUCCCUCGAGCAGGCCUCCGACUGUUUCCCCUUGUUCUUCACUCCAUAUGAUGCCGAGUUUGCGCGAACGAGCGAGGACCCCUUUCCCUCUCACGAGCCCGAUAAUCCGAACCACUGGAACAUCCAAGGCCUGAACUAUUACAUGCAAUACAGUCUGAGCCACUUCAUCCUUGACCAUCCUAUAGGCAUCUGCCCCAAGUCGUAUGUGCCCCUGGUUCCUGACUUCUAUUAAUGGCCAAGGCUCUUACCGUACUCUAGAUGGGGACAGUUCAACUUCGGAGCGCUGUUCGAGACCAAUUAUUACUGGAAAGUAUCCUCGAUAGGCACCGCUGUGGCAAAGGAGCCACUGCCCCAUAUGAA